CUUUGCCAAGCCCAGCGUUGACAAAUCAGUAACUGGGAAGGAGUCGAAUACACUGAUGCGCACCUGGGUCCUGUGUAGAAAUGAUGUCGGCCUCAAGUGGCACCCUCCUGUUUUCUGCCAUUAUCGUCGUACUUGCUAUGACCUUUGGCUCAAUCCUCACCGUGGUGGCUAGGCUUUGGCUGUCAUGGCGGACGAUGCCCAAGUGGACCUCGCAUAUCUGGCAGUUCGCCAUGCUGAACUCCGUAUCCGCCUCCAUCUGGGCGCAGAGCAUUUGAGUUCUGGCAGCAGUACGGACUCGGGCUCAGCGUCGGAACCGGACCCCGAGCCGGAUGUGGAGGUCACAGGCGAGCCCGCCCGCGGCGGCCCUGCGAGGCCCGCACCGGCCACCGCGGGGGAGGCCGCCCCAGCGGUCGCGCCAGCUGCCCCCGAAGGGGCGGCCGGGGCUUCCCCGGAGGAGGCCGCCCGCGCAGGCACGGAGGAGGCUGCACCCGCCGCCGCGGAGGAGGGCCCCCCCGGCGCGCCGCCAGGCGCAGCGGGCGCCAGCCGGGUCCCGGAGGAGGUGUCGCGCAGGCUGAAGGAGAAGGCGAGGAAGCUGCAUGAGAGGAGCGAGGUUGCCACGGGCAGCACCGUCGCGACGGCCACGUCGUCCAGGAGUGAGCUCUAGUGCGCUCGCGCCCGCACCCCGCGAGAGCGCUGCAGCGUCACGCCUUGCGCAGACUAGGGUAGGAGCUCUGGCGUUCCAAUAGUUUUAGCGUUGGAGUGUUUUUUUCAUGCGUUGCGCAACUAGUUACACACAAGGUUAUCCGCGCCCCCGCCUUGCACUGCUCUCCUCGCCUCGUCACCUUCUUCCCCACCGCGCAUGGCGCCGAUGCGUUUCUGAGUUGAUUUCGCAUCGAGCCUUGCUCUAGACUCUAGCAGGGGGUGCGCGGUCGCAACCGAUCGGCGGAGUUGGGCACUGCUCUCAGGACAAGCUUCAUGCCUUUGAUGGAGCUCGCGUUGCGUAUCGUCUGGUGGUGGUGGUGGUGGUGGGUACGGUCUCGUCUCCGCAUUGAUUCUGAAUGCCGCGGGUUGGCGUCCAGCUGGACACGGUGCUAUGAGAUUUCAUUGGCUUGCGUCAGUCGAACAACACCCGCCAUACGGCAUGCGUCAUUCCAGCGAAAGAAUACCCAACGCCUUGGCGCACCAAAUUCCGAGUGCUCACCUAUAGUUGCCGCAUUUACAUACGGCUCGAAAGAGGGGCACGACGUUUGGAAUGAGCUGUUGGGUGGGUUCCAUUCGGGCAGUCUUUUUACCCAAGCGCACUGACAAGCCUCAAGCCGUCGUUUGUUUGAACGUCGCCAUUGCUCAGCCAUCGCGG
Molecule: messenger RNA, 1357 nt
Organism: Prorocentrum cordatum
Lineage: Eukaryota; Dinophyceae; Prorocentrales; Prorocentraceae
Source: the annotation of a GenBank genome assembly